CUGCGACCAAGUCCCGCCCGCCCGCCGCCUUCCAGGGGAGAGGAGCUUUUUUGAGGGGUGUCCUUUCCCCUCGUCCCAACAGCCCUCCUUUUACGGUUCAUUUUUUGCAGUUUGACGCCUGUCCCUCCCUCCCUCCCCCACCCCUGAGACCCAAGAGACAGACGCCGCCGGAGCUGGCGACACCCGGCGUCCCCGCGCUAGCUCCGCUCCCGGCUGCCGGCCGGUGGCUGGGGGUCGGGGCGGCCAGCCCCUCGUGCCCAUAGACUCUUUUGAUACUGAAGGGAGGUUUGCGUCAACGACUACCUGCUCUGUAAUUACUUUAAAAAAAAAAAACACGGAAAAAGUAAAAAAAAAAAAAUUUUUUUUUUGGUCAUGAAAGCAUGGAGGAGACCCAAAACAAAAUGGAUAUGGGUGGGGACCACAACGAGGGGGUGGAACCGAAGCCUCACAGGUCCCAACCAGCUUGGCUCAUCUCCAGGUGGUCUUAGGCGCCCCCCUCCCCCAGACCCCAGAGAGGGUUAUGGUCACCCGGUGCACACCUGCUGCUCCCAUGCACCUCCCGGCAGCCAGUCUCUGCUGGGAAUUCUCACACUGCCUCCCACAUCUCUGCUGACAACAUGGCGGGGGCCUAAGGCUGCAAAGUACCACUGGCUGGGUGGCCUAAAACAACCGCGUGUAUCACGUGUGGCAGUGCUGGAGGCUUCAAGGCCAAGCUCAGGACAAUCCCUUGUCUCCCACCUUCUGGAUCAGGGACCCGAACUGGGCCUAGAACUUGUUUUUGUUUGGAAUCGUGACCCAGGACGCAUGGCAGGGAGUGUGCCCUCUUCUCUGCAGCUCCAGGAUCUUGCUGCCCUUGGGGAAAGGCACCCUGAUCUUGUGGUAGAAGUGGCCCAUCCCCAAAUAAUCCAUGAAUCUGGGGCACAAAUCUUGCGCCAUGCCAACCUCCUGGUGAGUCCUCUAAACCCACACCCAAGCCCUGACCCCUUCAGCCAUCUGUCCCCUGAACUCAACCCUCCCUACCUUCGUCCACCCCAGGUGGGGUCCCCCUCAGCCCUAGCUAACCAGACCACAGAGAGGCAGCUCCUGGGGGCCUCACACCGCUGGAACCAUGCUGUGUUUGUGGCCCGAGGGGCUCUAUGGGGGACUGAGGACAUCAGCAGAUUGGAUGCAGCUGGAGGCCUCCAGAGCCUCCGUGUCACUAUGGCCACACACCCGGAUGGCUUCCGGCUCCUGGGACCCCUGGCUUCAGCCCACAUCACUGGGCCUCGCACUGUGCUCUAUGAAGGUCCUGUCCGUGGCCUCUGCCCAUUUGCCCCUCGAAACUCCAACACCAUGGCAGCCGCUGCCCUAGCUGCCCCUAGCCUGGGCUUUGACCAUGUGAUCGGGGUGCUUGUGGCAGAUCUCAGCCUCACAGACCUACACGUUGUGGACGUGGAGCUGAAAGGUCCCCCAGGCCCCUCAGGCCGAAGCUUUGCUGUUCACACCCACCGAGAGAACCCUGCUGAGCCGGGCGCUGUGACUGGCUCCGCCACUGUCACAGCCUUCUGGCGCAGCCUCCUGGGUGAGGCUAGACCCUCCUCCGUGCUAGUGGCCCCUCUCCCUGGGCUCUGGGUGCUUGUUCACAGAGGCUGGGGUCUUGGGCUCUGGUUCUAAGUUUUGCUUCUCUCUGUGAGUCUUUAUUUCUGAAUCUUCUUAAUCGUUCCACUCCACAACUUGAAUUUUUGUAUAUGUCUCCAUCUCUGUCCAUGUCCCCUCUGAGUCCCUGUCCCACCUUCUGAAGGCCUCUGUCCAUACCCCAAUCAUCUCUCUAUCCACACCCCAAGUAAGUCUCUAUCUGUCCUUACCACAAGUCUCUGUCUCUGCGUCGCUAUCUGUUCACACCCCAAGCCAGUCUACCCAGGUGUCCACACCCCAAAACUCUCUGGGUUGUCCUCCUUCUUCAUGUUCCUUCCACGCUGGUAGUCCCUUCACUUUUCUGCCCCACCCCCAAGCGUAGGUUUCUUCUCUCCGUCUUUCCCUCGCUCUUUUCCUUCAGUGAUCUUUCAUUGUCCAUCUUCCCCCCUCUCCCUGCAG
Molecule: messenger RNA, 2073 nt
Organism: Ictidomys tridecemlineatus (thirteen-lined ground squirrel)
Lineage: Eukaryota; Metazoa; Chordata; Mammalia; Rodentia; Sciuridae
Source: RefSeq, a predicted model, not a curated record